Messenger RNA from Phaethon lepturus (White-tailed tropicbird), 2521 nucleotides. RefSeq names its product metastasis associated 1 (gene MTA1). The record is from RefSeq and is a predicted model, not a curated record. Gene Ontology annotation, cellular component: NuRD complex; nucleoplasm. Gene Ontology annotation, molecular function: transcription coactivator activity; chromatin binding; transcription corepressor activity. The annotation marks the transcript as partial. Gene Ontology annotation, biological process: negative regulation of transcription by RNA polymerase II; double-strand break repair; response to ionizing radiation. NCBI's taxonomy places the organism in Eukaryota, Metazoa, Chordata, Aves, Phaethontiformes, Phaethontidae. The transcript is spliced from 22 exons.
CUGUCAUUGCUAAUUUAUAUCUAGGAAAUUAUGUCUACUUUGAAAAUUCUUCAAGUAACCCAUAUUUGAUACGAAGAAUAGAGGAGCUCAAUAAGACUGCCAAUGGAAAUGUGGAAGCAAAAGUGGUAUGUUUCUACAGAAGAAGAGACAUAUCAAGUACACUUAUUGUAUUGGCAGACAAACAUGCAAGAGAAAUGGAAGAAGAGAUGGAAAAUCCAGAAAUGGUUGACUUACCAGAAAAACAGAAGCAUCAGCUACGACAUCGUGAGUUGUUUCUCUCACGGCAGCUGGAAUCUCUGCCAGCUACACAUAUUAGAGGCAAAUGCAGCGUUACUCUGUUAAACGAGACAGAAUCCCUUAAAUCAUAUCUGGAACGGGAGGAUUUCUUCUUUUAUUCGCUAGUAUACGAUCCUCAACAAAAGACUCUACUUGCUGAUAAAGGAGAGAUUCGAGUUGGAAACAGAUACCAGGCAGAUAUAACAGACUUAUUAAAAGAGGGUGAGGAUGAUGGAAGAGAUCAGUCAAAACUUGAAACAAAAGUUUGGGAAGCCUUUAACCCGCUAGUAGACAAGCAGAUAGACCAGUUCCUUGUGGUAGCACGGUCUGUUGGUACGUUUGCCCGAGCACUAGAUUGCAGUAGUUCUGUCAGACAGCCAAGUUUGCACAUGAGUGCUGCAGCAGCCUCUAGGGACAUCACGCUGUUCCAUGCUAUGGACACUUUGCACAAAAAUGUCUAUGACAUUUCCAAGGCAAUCUCUGCGCUUGUGCCACAAGGUGGGCCAGUCCUGUGCAGGGAUGAGAUGGAGGAGUGGUCUGCUUCAGAGGCAAACCUUUUUGAGGAAGCACUAGAAAAAUAUGGAAAAGAUUUCACUGACAUUCAGCAAGAUUUUCUCCCAUGGAAGUCCUUAACGAGCAUAAUAGAAUAUUACUAUAUGUGGAAAACUACAGAUGCAGUCUUCAAAAGUGAGGACUAUAACAAAAAAGUCUUCGUUCAAACUCAACUCUUUGAAUUGUUGAAAGCAGCAGAAGCAGAAAGCAAGCUAAAACAAGUGUAUAUACCCAACUAUAACAAGCCAAACCCCAACCAGAUCAAUGUAAAUAAUGUCAAACCAGGAGUGGUAAAUGGUACUGGAGUACAGGCACAGAACACGGGAGCAGGACGGGCCUGUGAGAGCUGUUAUACCACACAGUCUUACCAGUGGUAUUCUUGGGGUCCCCCUAACAUGCAGUGUCGCCUCUGUGCAUCCUGUUGGACGUACUGGAAGAAAUACGGUGGCUUGAAAAUGCCAACACGGUUAGAUGGGGAGAGACCAGGACCAAACCGCAAUAAUUUGAGUCCUCAUGGUGUGCCAGUACGAAACAGUGGAAGUCCCAAGUUUGCUAUGAAGACACGACAAGCUUUCUAUCUCCAUACAACAAAACUGACAAGAAUUGCCAGACGUUUAUGUCGAGAUAUCUUGCGCCCUUGGCAUGCUGCAAGACAUCCCUAUCUGCCUAUUAACAGUGCAGCAAUCAAAGCAGAAUGCACAGCACGUUUACCUGAGGCGUCAGAAAACCCAUUGCUAUUAAAACAAGUGGUUCGAAAGCCUUUAGAAGCAGUACUCCGGUAUUUAGAGUCUCAUCCAUGUCCUCCGAAACCAGAUCCUGCAAAGAGCUUGUCCAGUUCUCUCAACAAUCUGACUCCUGCUAAGUUUACGCCUGUCAUUAAUAAUGGGUCCCCAACUAUCCUGGGAAAAAGAAGUUAUGAACAACACAAUGGAAUGGAUGGCAACAUGAAGAAGCGCCUGUUGAUGCCUAGCAGGGGAACUUACUUAGGUCUGCCUAACCACGGACAAACCAGACAAAUGGGACCAAGCCGAAACUUGCUGCUCAAUGGGAAAUCAUACCCAACAAAAGUCCGAUUAAUUCGUGGUGGAUCCAUGCCUCCAGUGAAAAGGAGGAGGAUGAACUGGAUUGAUGCACCAGAUGAUGUUUUUUACAUGGCCACUGAAGAAACCAGGAAAAUCCGCAAGCUGCUUUCCUCCUCUGAAGCCAAGCGAGCCGCCAGACGCCCUUACAAGCCUAUUAUCCUCCGGCCCAUCCAGGCAGUGCAGCUACGCCAGCCCAUGAAUGAUGAACCCAUAAUCAUUGAGGAUUAACACACGCUGAGCAGCUCUCCGGAUGGCGGUGGAUCUGCCUGAAAGAAUCUCUCCUCCAAUAUAUACUUGAGUUUCUAUGGCUACAGCAUUGAACUAACUGUUGAAGAGAGGGAACUUUUGAGGAACUGUUUUGCAUCUUUUAAACCCUUAAAAGGAACUUGGCCCUGCUCUGAGCCUCUGACCACAGACUGCUCUCUCUCUCGCGCGCGCUCUCUCUCCUUCUCUCUCCUUUCUUUUUUUUCUUUUUUUUUCUUUUUUUUUUUUAAUUUUCAGUAGCCUCUUUUCCCCUUUGCUUCUACCCCUUUUGUAGACGGGGGGAGGGAAAGUAAGUUUAACUUAUUAAGAGAAUGUGGACUAGUACUUUUUAGCUUUGUUUCCUCUUC